UGGCGCCGAUGGACGGGGAAGAAAGAGCGGGAAGACGCGAUUCCGCGAUUCGAAUGUGAUGGAAAGUGCGAUCGAGCAGAUAGGUGUAUAAUUGGAAGAACACGAAGAAGAAAUCCACGGAACAAAGGCGAAAAUGGAAGGGAAAAGUGAGUUGAAAUUUGCGGCGUUUCCAUUCAAGCCCUACUCCAUUCAGAUCGAUUUCAUGAACGCUCUCUAUCAAUCUCUCGACAGAGGAGGCAUUUCUAUGCUCGAAAGCCCUACUGGGACCGGGAAGACGCUCAGUAUUAUAUGCAGCGCCUUGCAGUGGCUCUCUGAUCAGAAGCAGAAGCGGAAUUCUGAAGCCACAGUUGAUUCCAACCAUAAUCAGUCUGGUUUGGACGAUGAGCCUGACUGGAUGAGAAACUUCGUUGCCGAAAAAGAUAAUCAACUCGAGGAAAAGAAGUUAGAGAAGAAGAAUAAACGGCAAGGAAUUAGGUCGAAGAAACUCGGUAACAAAAGAAAUACGGAAACGUUUGGGGAGUUAUAUAAUCAGGGAGGGGUGGACGAUGAAGCUUGUCAUGCAAAAGAGAAAACGAACGCAGAGGAGUUGAAUGAUGAGGAGUUCUUGGUUGAAGAAUAUGAAAGUGAAGGGGAAGGUGGUUUUGACAACUGGCUAUCUAAUUCUAAGAGGAAGGCCGGUUCUGUGGUUAGUUCGUCCAGUGACGAUGAAGAGGAAGGCAACAGUUUUGAUGAUGAAGGCGAGGAAGAGUCAUCAUUAAAGAUUUACUUUUGCAGCCGGACACAUUCACAGCUUUCUCAAUUCAUAAAGGAGUUGAAGAAGACUGUGUUUGCUACUGAGCUAAAGGUCGUCUGCUUGGGAUCUAGGAAGAACUUCUGCAUCAAUGAAGGGGUUUUGAAGCUUGGCAAUUCCAUUCACAUUAAUGAGAGGUGCUUGGAGCUUCAAAAGAGUAAGAAAAAGGACGUUUCCAAAAUGAAGAAUUUAGGUGCAGGAGGACGAAUACGCCGGACUAGGGCUUCUUCUGGUUGUCCGAUGCUUCGAAAAUUUAAACUUCAGAAACAGUUCAGGAGUGAGAUCUAUGAUGAGGGAGCCUUGGAUAUUGAAGACCUUGUUCACCUUGGAAGAAGGAUAGGAACUUGUCCUUAUUAUGGUUCCCGAAGUGUUGCCCCUGCAGCUGAUCUUGUAGUUCUUCCCUAUCAGUCUCUUCUUUCAAAAUCAUCACGUGAAUCACUUGGUUUAAAUCUAAAGAAUAAUGUCAUUAUUAUAGACGAGGCUCACAAUCUGGCUGACUCUCUUAUCAGCAUGCAUGAUUCAAAAAUUACUUUGUCACAGCUUGAGCAUGUCCAUUCCCAAUUACGGAUGUAUUUUGAACGAUUCCGGAAUGUCUUAGGACCUGGAAAUAGAAGAUACAUUCAAACACUUAUGGUCCUUACUAGGGCUUUUCUCCAAACUUUACGUCCCGAUGACAGUACUGGCUCCACUGAGCCUUGCUACGAUGCCGAAGGAGCUUCCAGAGCCAAAAGUGCUGAAAAUUGUUCUAUGGCCAUUAAUGAAUUCUUAUUCUCUCUCAACAUUGACAACAUAAACUUGGUUAAAUUGUUACGAUAUAUCAAGGAAAGCAAUAUCAUUUACAAGGUCAGUGGCUAUGGGGAUAAAGCAGCUAGUUUACACAAUGGCUCACCACUCACAAAUGGAGAUGGAAGCAGUGAAGGGCACAGCAGCCCAUCCAGUUUUCAGGCAUUAGUUGACAUAUUGGUAGCUUUGACAAAUAAAGAUGGUGAUGGUAGGAUAAUUAUUUCAAGAAGAUUAGCAUGCUCAGGGCAGGAGGGAGGAUUCCUUAAAUAUGUGAUGCUCUGUGGAGAAAAGAUCUUUUCUGAGAUUGCAGAUCAAGCACAUGCUGUAAUUUUGGCUGGUGGAACUUUACAACCUGUAGAGGAAACGAGGGAGCGACUCUUCCCUUCGCUAACACCAGAUCAGUUGCAUUUCUUUUCUUGUAGUCAUAUAGUUCCUCCAGAGAGAAUUUUGCCAGUUUCUGUUUCCCGGGGGCCUUCUGGUCAGUCUUUUGAUUUUAGCUACGGCUCCAGAAGCUUGCCAACCAUGAUAGAGGAGCUAGGGCUUCUACUUUGUAAUAUAGUGACAGUGGUUCCUGAAGGAAUUGUUGUGUUCUUCUCCUCGUUUGAUUAUGAAGGCCAAGUUUAUGAUGCUUGGAAGGCUUCAGGCAUCCUUGCAAGAAUUGCAAAGAAAAAGCUUGUUUUCAGAGAGCCUAGAAGAAGCACAGAUGUCGAAGUUGUCCUCAAGGAAUACAAAAAUACCAUUGAUGCAUCGUCUAACGUGAAUCUAGGAGGAGCCACACUACUCCACAAUGGUGCAGUUCUACUAGCUGUGGUUGGUGGGAAAGUUUCAGAAGGUAUCAAUUUCAGUGAUGGGAUGGGUCGAUGCAUAGUUAUGGUAGGGCUGCCAUACCCAACCCCUUCCGACAUUGAGUUGAUUGAGAGGGUGAAACAUAUUGAGAGUAUUGGAGACAAAACAAGUAAGAUCCAUGAAGUUUAUGAUUGUUACAAUGGUGAUAUUAAAGUUGGGUUUGACAUCCUAAGAAGUUGCACGCGCAGAGGAAAAGAGUAUUAUGAAAAUCUUGCCAUGAAAGCUGUAAAUCAAUCAAUUGGUAGAGCAAUCCGACAUAUAGAUGAUUAUGCAGCAAUCUUGUUGGUAGAUGCACGGUAUGCAGUUGAUUCCUCAAAAAGAAGUUUCUGCCACCCAACCGACAAGCUUCCUCAGUGGAUCAAAGGUCGUCUUAUUUCCAAGACAGAGAACUAUGGACAAGUCCAUAAGCUUCUGCAUCAGUUCUUCAAAUUCAACAAAGAGGGGCUCAGUAAAAAGUCCCACCAGAUAAGUUCCUUAAUAUGAAGAGAAAGAAUAAAAUUAACAGCCCUCUGAUGAAGUUUCCCCAACGAAAGAAAAAAUAAAAAGGGAAAAUAUGACUUGGUUCUUUUUCUUUUCUUUUUUUAUAAGUAAUAUUAUAUUUGUAUAUAUAUAUUUUUCCCAAACACAGAUAAUAGUGAGCCGAUGAGUUUACAGUGGCGAUGAAAAUAUGAAUUCAGAUCAAAAUAUGACAUUUCCUAUAAG
Diospyros lotus (date-plum) is the source of this 3121-nucleotide messenger RNA. RefSeq lists its product as uncharacterized. The transcript has 9 exons. Lineage: Eukaryota; Viridiplantae; Streptophyta; Magnoliopsida; Ericales; Ebenaceae. Gene Ontology annotation, molecular function: hydrolase activity, acting on acid anhydrides, in phosphorus-containing anhydrides; DNA helicase activity; DNA binding. The coding region runs from base 134 to 2902 and encodes 922 amino acids. Gene Ontology annotation, biological process: nucleobase-containing compound metabolic process; establishment of sister chromatid cohesion. Gene Ontology annotation, cellular component: nucleus. The record is from RefSeq and is a predicted model, not a curated record.